Humulus lupulus (European hop) is the source of this 627-nucleotide messenger RNA. RefSeq lists its product as uncharacterized. The record is from RefSeq and is a predicted model, not a curated record. Bases 18 to 485 code for a protein of 155 amino acids. Gene Ontology annotation, cellular component: endoplasmic reticulum. NCBI's taxonomy places the organism in Eukaryota, Viridiplantae, Streptophyta, Magnoliopsida, Rosales, Cannabaceae. Gene Ontology annotation, biological process: endoplasmic reticulum unfolded protein response. The transcript is spliced from 5 exons.
GUGGAGUGAGUGAAGCGAUGCAAGUGGGAGCUUCUUCACCUUGUAAGCUCCGCUCCGUGUACGGACGAGAAGCUGAAAAUCUUGGGCGUAGCUUGCGCGCUGCUCCAGGCUCCGCCUCUGCUAUCUGGUUCCUUUUUCCUUUUUCUAAUUUUCAAAAUCUUUGUUCUUUUUUACAAUUUGUCGCGUGGUUGCCGGGUAAUCAUAAAAAUAGGAACCAAAUCGAAAAAAGAGGCCUCCCUCCUUUCUUCUUUCUUUCUUUUCACCCCAAAUUCGCUACAAUGACUACCUCAAAGCGCCUUGCUGAUAAGAAAGUUGCCAAGUUUCAGAAGAACAUUACAAAGAGGGGAGCGGUUCCUGAAACCUCUACAAAGAAAGGAAAUGACUACCCAGUUGGGCCUAUUCUGCUCGGUUUCUUCGUGUUCGUGGUGAUCGGAUCAUCCUUGUUCCAGAUAAUUAGAACCGCUACAAGUGGUGGGAUGGCUUAAGGGAAAUGGCUUCGCGUGAAACAUGAAAGUCUUGUACCUGUAGUACACUAUGCGUUGAGCAUAGUUAAAUACCAUGUUAUAAACUCGAGUUGAAAGUUGUAGCUAUCUUGUUUAAUAAAUAAAUGGCAGUGCCUUUUUUUAA